Molecule: messenger RNA, 520 nt
Organism: Solanum stenotomum
Lineage: Eukaryota; Viridiplantae; Streptophyta; Magnoliopsida; Solanales; Solanaceae
Exons: 1
Coding region: 1-417 (138 amino acids)
Source: RefSeq, a predicted model, not a curated record
AUGGGUGAAGGAUCUUCCCAGAAAGUGCAAGAUGUGACCUUAACAACAGCACACGAGAGUCAAACUUUUGAACAAGAACAACAAUUUGAUCAACAUUCAACCAUUGGUGAUGAUGAAUGGGAAGGUGAAGAGGAAGAUGAAGAUGAAGACGGCCAGCCAAUUUUGAGGCCGAAGGUGGUAUCUGAAGAAAGGACUAGGCUUCAACAAAAAAAAUUACAACGAAGACCAACUGGUACUAGAAAAAUUAGCUUCAAGGGAGAUGAAUUUGGUGUCGUGGAGCCUACCAAUAUGCCUUAUUCACCAAAGAAAGUUACCUGUAAAGGCAAGGCAGCAAUGACCUCAAACCAGUUGGUUGCAGAGAAGGAAAAAAAAGUUGGUAAAUUAAAGACUAAGAAGGCAAGAUUAGAGAAGAAAUGACCAACAUUUAGGAAACGUACAUAUUUUUCCAGUGACUAAUUCAAGAAUUUGCUAAUUUUGUAUUGAUUCAUCCUUAAUUAUUUUUGUUGUGCUCAACAUAAGG